AAUUAUCUCUUUCAUUUUUGUUUGCCUUUUGUCUAUUAAUUCACCCUCCUUACCAAUUCUACUAGAGUUUCCUUUUUGGACUUGGAUACUCUCAGUAAAUAGUACUAAAUUGGUAUGCUUCCAUUGAAACACUUAUUGAGGUGAUGAUAUUCAGUGGAUUGUUCGGUCAAAACAGCUUUGUGUUUUGCUUACCAUGUUAUAUAACUUAAAGUUGCAAAGUCACACCUCUUGUUUAAAUUGAAGUAGAAGCCGAAUUUGUGCAGGCGUUGAAUUUUUAUUCUGUUCAUUCGCCUUAAGACAAUAAUGGGGUCUGUUUGCUCGGCUGAGAAAAAUAAAAACAAAGAGGUUGGAGGGAAAACCUUGGGGAAGAAGCUUAAGAAGUUAAAAAGCAUUGCAAAGGGAAAAGGAGAUUGUUAUUCAAAUUCAAGGACUAGUGAUCGUGGUAGAAAGCAAAAGGAGCGAAACUCUGGAUUUUCCAGUGAAUUCAACUUAUCCAAUCCUAGUCGAAAAGAAGGAAAAGAGGACUUCCAGAGAGGCUCCUUUUGGGGAAGAGCUAGUGAGAGGGCAGUAGAAGUUCUCGACACACUUGGAAGUAGCGUGCCGAAGUUAAGCAAUAGUAAUGGGUUUGGGUUUGGCUCUGGCAUGGCUCCUAGAGGGAAUAGAAUAUCUAUAUUGGCAUUUGAAGUAGCUAAUACAAUAAACAAAGGAGCAAUCUUGUUUCAAUCACUGUCUGAAGAAAACAUUCAGUUCCUUAAGAAGGAGAUUUUACAAUCAGAAGGGGUGCUACAAUUAGUUUCAACUGAUACAAAGGAGUUAAUAGGUCUUGUUGAAACUGACAAAAGGGAAGAAUUCAAUGUCUUCUCCCGGGAAGUAGUUAGAUUUGGAAAUUUAUGUAAGGACCCUCAGUGGCAUAGCCUAGAACAAUAUUUCUCAAGAUUACAUUUGGAUAUCUGGGACAACAAGCAACCAACGGUAGAGGCAGAAAUGACAAUGCAAGAAUUGACCACUAUAGCUCAGAAUACUGCUGAACUAUAUCACGAGCUAACUUCGUUAGAACAUUUUGAACAAGAUUAUCAGCACAAGCUUAAGGAAAUGGAAUCCUUAAAUCUUCCUCUCAACGGGGACAGUCUCACAGCUUUUCAGAUUGAAAUAAAGCAUCAAAGGAAGCUUGUGAGGAGCUUGAAAAAGAAAUCUCUUUGGUCCAGAAAUUUGGAGGAGAUUGUUGAGAAGCUUGUUGAGAUCGUAACCCAUAUAGAUCAAGCAAUUUUGGAGUUCCUCAGAAAUCAUGGUGCAACCGCUGUCAAGCAUUGUAAUGGUUCUGAAAGACUUGGUGAAGCUGGUCUCUCACUGCACUAUGCUAACAUUAUCAAUCAGAUAAGCAUGAUUGCAUCUCGCCCAACCGUUCUUCCCCCAAAUUUAAGAGACACAUUGUAUCAUGGAUUGCCAAAUUAUAUUAAGAGUGCUCUUCCUUCGCGGUUACAAAACAUUGAUGCUAUGAAAGAGCUCUCCAUCACUCAGGUCAAAGCUGAAAUGGACAAGACUCUGCAGUGGCUCACUCCAUUUGCCACAAAUACAAUCAAAGCACAUCAAGGUUUUGGAUGGGUUGGUGAAUGGGCAAAUACAAGUAACGAGUUUGGCGAAAACACAACCAAAGAAAGUAACCUGAUUCGCCUCCAAACACUUUACUAUGCUGAGAAGCAUAAAAUAGAUUUUUACAUCAUCGAAUUGUUGACUCAGAUUCACUAUUUGGUUACCUUUGUAAGAUACAGACAUAAUACCAUGAAGCCAAUGCCCAAAAGAACUUCUCCUAGGCGACUUGAUUUUCAAUCAAAGUUUAUAUCUAUAGACAGUAUUAACAAGCCUUUGGGAUCUAAACUUUCUCAAGAGGAUAAAAGAUUAUUAGAAGAGGUAACUAUGAGGAGAAGAAGCCCAGGAGUUAGCAAAAGCGAGGAUCUUGCAGUGACCAAGAAAAGAAGUGCCAAAGUUUGGCAUCAUAGCAAUAGUGUAGGAAGUUCACCUGUCACACGAGAAGGGUUGGACCACCAAAGAUCUAAUGUUUUGGAUAUUAUAGAUGGGCUAUAAGAUACUAAUAGCUUGUUGGUCAAAUUUUUACAUCUCAAUAUUGACGAUAAAUUUUAUUGACUUGUUUACUUUUCAAGUUACUUUUGUAUAGGAAAGCAAGAUAGAACAUUUUAGUUUUUAUUUGAUGUUUAUGAAAGACAACGGGGAAAAAAUAUUUGCGUUAUUUUUAUGUUCAAUUUCUUGAUGUAAAUUUCACCCACAUGUACUAUUUUAAAACUAAAUUCAAAAAGUUAGUGAAUGAAAAAUAUGAACUGCAUGAUGAAGGAAAUUGGUAUCUUACUCACUUCUCAUUUCCUUGUUCUGUAAACAUGUUUAAACAAAAAAUUUCAAGUAGUAAAAAUAUAUAUAAAAAAAAGAUCA
Messenger RNA from Glycine soja, 2442 nucleotides. RefSeq lists its product as uncharacterized. The transcript is spliced from 13 exons. Bases 304 to 2082 code for a protein of 592 amino acids. Lineage: Eukaryota; Viridiplantae; Streptophyta; Magnoliopsida; Fabales; Fabaceae. Gene Ontology annotation, biological process: positive regulation of growth. The record is from RefSeq and is a predicted model, not a curated record.